Archocentrus centrarchus (flier cichlid) is the source of this 1382-nucleotide messenger RNA. Its product is annotated as dual specificity protein phosphatase 19-like. The record is from RefSeq and is a predicted model, not a curated record. Gene Ontology annotation, molecular function: JUN kinase phosphatase activity. NCBI's taxonomy places the organism in Eukaryota, Metazoa, Chordata, Actinopteri, Cichliformes, Cichlidae. The transcript is spliced from 5 exons. The coding region runs from base 305 to 916 and encodes 203 amino acids. Gene Ontology annotation, cellular component: cytoplasm. Gene Ontology annotation, biological process: protein dephosphorylation; regulation of MAP kinase activity.
CUUAGCUAGCAAACGCCGCCAUUAUAGCAGCCGACGACGGCAGCUAGCUUUCAACACUAACCCAGGCCCGGAUGUUUAAGGGGCUCGUUUGGCUGUUUCGCUUCUUUUCUUUUAUCGCCCUCCCCAUUACAGUCGUCUCCAUUUGUGGAUAAUAUAACCGAAAAUCAGUUUACGUCGUAAAUCCAAUGGGCAGCUUUACCGCAAGCUAACGCGACAGCUAGUGGCUAGCUGUGCCCACAACCUGCUUCCACGGAUGCCAAAAGGACAUAUUUAGGAUAACGUGAGUCCUGUAAACUCUGCUGUGAUGCAUUCUCUGGCUCAGGAGAUCCAUGGCUUCUCAAAAGACCGCCUGAAGAAACAGUGCACGCGUGUUACCACAGUGACAGGCAAAAAGCUGCUGGAGAAGAGGACUGAUGGAGGAGAGGGCGAUGUGGAGCAGAUUGAAGACCUGGAAGAGGGAAAUGGAUGUGGAUUUGUUGAAGAUAACAGCCUGGACCUCCAACUUGGUGUCAUCAGAUCGUUCCUCCUGCUGGGCUCUCAGGAUACAGCCCACGACAUAGACACCCUGCAGAGAUAUAAGGUGUCUCAUGUGCUAAAUGUGGCAUAUGGAGUUACUAACCUGUUCCCAGAUCAGUUGGUCUAUAAGACACUCCAGAUCCUGGAUCUCCCAGACACCAAGAUCACUUCAUACUUCGAGGAGUGCAGCUUCUUCAUAGAUCAGGCCAGAGAACAGGGCGGUGUGGUGCUGGUUCACUGUAACGCUGGCGUGUCCCGGUCUUCCUCCAUCGUGAUUGGAUAUCUGAUGCUGAGGGAGGGGCUUUCAUUUGAUGACGCGUACAGCCAGGUGAAACAGGCGAGGCCAUCAAUUCGGCCGAACCCCGGCUUUUAUCAGCAGUUACAGAACUACAAAUCCUAAGAGACUAAAAAUCGUUUUUCUGCUUUUAAAUCUAUAACAACCUAAAUCCAAACCAUAACUGGAGUACUAUGGGGAAGCUUUUGCCCUGUGAUUAAAUGAGUUCAUUAAAUUCUUAAUAAUAAAUUGUAAUAUUAACCAGGACGACAUUUCUGGAAAGAGAGCUUGCUGCUGAGUGUUUUAAAUCUGUAUUUUUGGUGCUUUGAGCACCACAUGGUGAGUGCCAUUUACUUCCAUUAUAGUCAAAGAAUGCAGACAUUUCUACUGGUUGGCUCACACUAAAGCAGCCUGAAUGGGGAAAUAUGUCUACAGGGCAGUUGGAAAACAUGUGAAUUUGAUUUUAGGGUUUGCCUUGAAACUGCAGUUUUGAUUCUUAUGUAAAUUAAUUUGCCAAUAAAUAAUCCGCAUUUGCAUACCUGAUGCUAGUAAGUGUAUCACUUUUAAAAUUCAGCAUUCACUCUUUGUAAUA